CCAGCAACGCAAGCAGACAUCGCCGUCAAAAUAACCUAGAACUGCAAGAAGCUUGAAAUACACACCGUGUGUUGUACAUGUUUCAACAUCAAAUCGAUCCAGGAAAGGGGCUCAUCGCACCAAAGCCACACCAUGACGGAAUUUCUGCCACUCUGUGAUGUGCUGUUCAAUGUGAUCUCGCUGGCCGGCUACUUCUGCGACGUGGUGUUCGAUGUCGUCCUCGGCUACGCGCUGUACGAGCGUCAAAAGUUCACCUACUUUGCCGCUGUCAUAGUGAUCGUCACCUUCUCACUGGUUAUUUCACAGAUCGUGUCCAUUCGGUGGUACUUGAACAAGCGAAAAAUCCGUAAUGCUACAGCGUCAACGGCUGGGCCUCCCCUGGAUGUCGAAGGAGUCACGGGCAACAACAGUCUUGAAAAGAAGAAGAAAAAACAAAAUAGUCUCAACUCGGACUCCAACAACGGCAGCGACGGCGAUGGCAACGGAGGCGCGAACGAUGCUAACGGACGUUACUCGCAAUACAGUCGCUACAUCGUACUGGCCCUGCACGUGACACAGCUCGGGGUGCUCUGGCGGUACGCAAAAUUGUUCGUUCCGGUCGACUUGCGGCACGUCAAACACGAGGUGCGCGAUCUCUGCAUGCUCCGGCUGGUGCAUGCGUUCUGUGAGGCGGCUCCGAUGCUGCUGCUCCAGUUGUACGUCCUCGUGACGCUGCAGAAUGAGGCACAACUUGCCAGCCUGAAGCUGAAGACGCUCGGUCACCAUCUGCCCGCCAGUACCGCGCUCGUGCAGCAGACUAAUCUGGCCGAGCAGCAACAGAAAACGUUCCGCGACCUCAACAUGGUGUCGGCCACGCUUUCACUGUUCAGUGUCUGUUGGGCGCUGGCCAGUUUCAGCAAGAACGUGCGCCUCCAGAACGUACACCGGCUCGUGCUGACCUGGCUCGGUGUAAUCUUUCAGUUUCUCUGGCGCCUCGGCACGGUCAUCUCGCGCGUCAUUUCCCUCACGGUGUACGCGUCCGUCUACAGUCAUUGGGUGUUUCUCGUUAUCAUACUACACUGGUUUUCCAUGUUUUUGUGGUUGAUUUCGCCGAAAAAUGUAUUCCACGGUGAACGCAUUUCGCGGUUGAAGAAAACGACACUCGGUGGACUGAUUGCAUUUGUGUACAUCUUCGCGUACAUUAACCUGCAAGCGGUGCGACAUCGACAAAAGAUGCUCACAUUCUACGUGGUGAUGUUUGCGGAAAACUGCCUGCUCGUGUGCCUGUGGAUGGUAGGCGUGUGGACCAACCGGCCAGAAGGGUGGUACAUGGUACCGGUCUCGGUACUGUGCAGCUUCGCCGCCGGACUGUUCUUCAUGGUCGUGUACUAUCGGUAUUUCCACGUGCGUCGUCUCGGCUACGAGGCGGGUGGCCGUGUGGCGGAAAAGUGUUCCCCUUUCUGCCCGGAAGGUUGCCGGUGCCCGGUUGGACACGACGGUGCCUAUGACGGGGGCGGAGGCAUUGGACUUGGGGGCGCCGGAGUCGGAUGUAAGAACGGGGGCAUUAGUUUGGGAGGGUCCGGCGGAGGGGCGCACAUUGGAGGAUGUGGCCAGAAGUACCCUCAUGCGAUACCGGGAGUGUUCAACUGUCGGUUCUCUAAUCCGGUAAAUGCGGCAACGAAGCGUAAGAAGAAGAAACCGACUACGUUUGUGCCACCGCCGAAUCUUGCCAUUGCCUCCUCGAAUGGGUCAGGAGUUACGGCGAAUGGAGGUGCCGGUGGAAUGGGUGGAGGAGGAGGAAUCGGUGCUGGGGGUGGGGGUGUCAACGAUCAAUUACUCAGACAAAGCCCACACCUGCAGCUACUGCAGCACCAUCAAGCGCACCAGCACCAACAGCAGCAACAGCAACACAUGGGUCCGAUGGCUAUUCCCUUCUGGAGGCGGCCACUACCCCGCUCCCACACGGGCGGAUCGAGUGAAAACGAGGGCAGCAGCGUCGGAUCGCGCGUAAACAUUCAACAGAAGCUGCAGGAGAAGAAACAGAAACAACUGGCGGAGCUGAAGAUCAUCGAGGAAGAAAUCAAACAGGGGAAGCUGGGUGGCCCUGGAGGUACCGGAACGCUCAGCUCCGGCGAUGAUGGGAAGACAACGUUGCCUCGGCAACCGAUUCCGCGCGCCAAAAAGCACAUCGACAUCGAUCCGAUCGAGUGGCGCACUUCCAGUCCGGACAUGGCGGAGAUCGUCGCUAACAAAUCAUUCAACGACCUGAACCUACUGCUCGCAGCGAACCUUGACGACGUAAACAGCCUGAACAAGUUCAACAGUAAUUACGAUCCGAUCUACAACAGCUUCGGACUGAACGGAAUCAACAUAUCGGCGUUGGUUAACCUCAAGGGAACUGCGGCGGGUGCUGGUGGUGUUGGUGGUCCGGGCGCAGGACUGGUGGACACUGGCGCUGCACAACCAACCUCGGCGGUUUCGACACUUGCAGGGCAGAACGUAAGCGCUGGCAAUCGCAACAUGUCUCCGAUUUCGUCACAAAUCUCCGCCGGCGAGAGCAAUUCCCUCACGCGUCAGGUUCUUCCGCGCGCUAAAAUCCUCCCGAACAACAUCCCCCGGAACCCGUUCGCGGAAAACUACCGAGGGAACUUUGUGAAUCUGUACGCGGACGCAGCAGCCAACACACCCACGGGUGUAGUGAACGGUGCGGCAAGUGCCACCAACAACGGCCGGGCGCCCUCGAUCAGUCCACGGACGACGGAAAUUGCCCAAUCGAACCGGGCGAUCCUGUACGAUGCUCACGGUCGGCUGUACACCGACGCAAACCACCCGCGGCAAGUGUCGGGCACGUACAGCAGCACCGAGAACGGGGCCGGUGCGGAAAACCUACCCUUCCCGUACAACGUUGUGCCACCGCCGAGAAGCAAACUGGACAGUCGCGGUACACCGACCACCCCGGUGCAAUCCGGAUCGGCCAGCGGUAGCGCGAAUAACACCAACAGUAGCAACAAGUCGGGCCGGACGGCGACGACGGCAACGAUGGCGGCCGUGAUGGCCAGCGUGGGUGGAGCGAGCGCAGCAGCGUCUAACGGAGCCGGUGGUGCAAUUAACAACCUUAACAACACAAAGCGUCAUAACAUGCAGCGUGCAAAGACACCGGAAAUUCUCCUCGCCCCGCACUAUCUCGAGAACUCGCGCAUCUAUUUCGAUUGGGUUGCGCGAGAGGCGGCCAACUUUAGGUUGCAAGAGUCGGAACGUGAUCCGCCAAUCGAGAGCAGUGGUGAUGAAAAUUUGGACAACUCUGGAUGUGACGAUGGCCAUAACGGACACCAUCGUAUACCAUCAGACAUCGACAGUCAGGUUUCUUUACCCCGAUCAUACACAUUACCUCGCGAGUUCAAGUAUUACCGACGAAACAAAGGUCGUAAGGUGAAAAACGAACACUUCAUCGCAAGCACGAAUAGCAGCGACGGAGAUGUGGACAGUGGAGACGACAACGAAUCGGAACGCCUGUCCAACCUAUCGUCCAGCUCUCAGCGGCAUUUGAAAAAUGCCACCCCCUGCACUAAUUUAUCCAAUGGGCACAAUACACCAACGCUCCACCAGCAGCAACAAUCGCAGCAACCACUGGUUCGGCAGCGGAUGAAUAAUUUAAACAAGAGCGUAGCCAUGUCCCCAACGACCGUCGGUGGCGUACCAUCGAUGUAUCCAAAUGGUGCAGGCGGAUCGCCGAGUGGAACGAUGCUGCUACCAAACGGUGGAACCGGUGGAUCGAACGUGUCACGGCAAACGUUGAACGCCACACCACAAAACCUGCUUCGAUCGUCAUCACCCCAACAACAGCCGUCCAUCGCCACAGCAAUUGCUCAUGGGUACAAUUUGAGUGCGGUAGAUCGUAGCAGCCCAGCGGGAAUGGUUCUGGCUGCCAACGGUGGCGUGCCGGGUCUCUCUGGCAAAGCGGCUGCCGUCCACAGUCUGGAUCUUAUCAGUGGCGUUGAUGCACUUAGUGGUGGAAUGCAAGCGUAUCACAAUGGUGGUGUGGCGGGAGGUGGAGGUGUCGGAAGGCCAACGCGGUUCCGAAUGUACGGCACCAAGAAUGGCAUGGUACGCCACGAAACAAAGCUCUGAUCGUUUCCAUCGUAACGGAACGAUAGAAACCGAAUACAUUUUAGCGGGUUGUAGGAGGUAACUAAUUUAUUUUUUGUAAUAUGUAAAAAACAUUAGAAAUAUGUUUGUUUUCAUGUUGUACCCUUUUUAACAAACUAUCUGUAACGUGCUAACUAAUGAUUAUGUGAUAUAAUUUAACCACACCGCAUGCAUUUGUCUCCGAAGAGGGAAGCACGAUGCAGCGUGGAAACACUAGAACAACACAAGCGUAUGCUUUUUUAAAUACAUGCGUAACACAGAGACUGCCAAACGUGUUUCGUAGACACGCCAUUAUUGUUUUUUAAAACGAUACAAUUCAUUUAUAAAAACUACGGAUACAAGCAGUAAGUGGAAACGGCACAUUGUGUGACAUUGUAAUUUAUAGGAAAAGUAAAAGCUGUUCAGUUGUGAGUAGUAAUUGGA
Molecule: messenger RNA, 4548 nt
Organism: Anopheles coustani
Lineage: Eukaryota; Metazoa; Arthropoda; Insecta; Diptera; Culicidae
Exons: 7
Coding region: 133-4107 (1324 amino acids)
Biological process (GO): apoptotic process involved in development; phosphatidylserine exposure on apoptotic cell surface; engulfment of apoptotic cell
Cellular component (GO): plasma membrane
Source: RefSeq, a predicted model, not a curated record